Messenger RNA from Myxocyprinus asiaticus (Chinese sucker), 1202 nucleotides. RefSeq names its product derlin 2 (gene derl2). NCBI's taxonomy places the organism in Eukaryota, Metazoa, Chordata, Actinopteri, Cypriniformes, Catostomidae. Gene Ontology annotation, cellular component: Hrd1p ubiquitin ligase ERAD-L complex; endoplasmic reticulum membrane. The record is from RefSeq and is a predicted model, not a curated record. The transcript is spliced from 8 exons. The coding region runs from base 54 to 767 and encodes 237 amino acids. Gene Ontology annotation, biological process: endoplasmic reticulum unfolded protein response. Gene Ontology annotation, molecular function: misfolded protein binding; ubiquitin-specific protease binding.
UGAGGUGAUGACGUGUCAAGAAGGUGCCGGAAGCACCGUUUUCGCUCCGAAAAAUGGCUUACCAGACGAUCCGACAGGAAUAUUUACAGAUUCCAGUGGUCACAAGAGCUUACACGACCGCCUGCGUACUCACGACAGCCGCCGUGCAAUUAGAACUCAUCACACCAUUCCAACUGUACUUCAACCCUGAUUUAAUAUUAAAAAAUUAUCAGGUAUGGCGGCUAAUAACCAACUUUUUGUUUUUUGGUCCGGUGGGGUUCAACUUCUUAUUCAACAUGAUAUUUUUGUAUCGGUACUGUCGGAUGCUGGAGGAGGGAUCCUUCAGAGGCAGAACCGCUGACUUUGUCUUUAUGUUCCUCUUCGGUGGCCUUCUUAUGACUAUAUUUGGCACGUUUGUCAACCUUGUGUUCUUAGGUCAGGCUUUUACCAUUAUGCUGGUGUACAUCUGGAGCAGGCGAAACCCGAAUGUGCGCAUGAAUUUCUUUGGCCUUUUAAAUUUCCAAGCGCCCUUCUUACCAUGGGUGCUUAUGGGAUUCUCUCUGCUGCUGGGAAACUCCAUCAUUGUGGAUCUUUUAGGCAUUGCUGUGGGACACGUGUACUACUUUCUGGAGGAUGUGUUUCCCAACCAACCAGGUGGUGGCAGAUGGCUGAGGACUCCCUCCAUUCUAACACAAAUGAAGAUUGUCCAUUCAAUGCUAGUGGAUGGUGACCAAAACUUUGAAGCUCCAAAAAGCACAAAAGGCAGCAUAAAAGAAAAUGCUCUUUGACACACCAGAGGAAGAUGCCAACUACAACCCACUUCCUGAGGAGCGUCCAGGAGGCUUUGACUGGGGUGAGGGUCAGAGACUCGGAGGCUAGUCUAAGCACUCUUGUGCCUGUCACUCCAUGGACAUCUCUGAGAACAAGGAAAAAUGUGUUUCUCUUGUGCUGUACAAAAGAACAGGAGCUCCACUCACUGAACUAGAGGAAGACUUGCAGUUUGCGUACAUGGAAAUCAUCUGCCUCAAAAUAUCUGCGAGACACAUACCGCACCUCUGACUGUGGAUUUAACAAAGGAACUGACUUUUGAUAUGUUGCUGUGGCCAUUUCUGUCCAGCACAACAGUGAUUCCAAAUGGAGCAGCUGUGAAAGGAAAAAUACCUGAUAAUCAACAGGACAGUUGUAAUUUUACUCUUUUAAGUAUAAAUGUAUGUUAAAAAACA